This is a messenger RNA of Spodoptera litura, 8257 nucleotides long. It is a transcript of the gene rdl1, whose product is annotated as GABA-gated chlorine channel alpha subunit. Gene Ontology annotation, biological process: monoatomic ion transmembrane transport. NCBI's taxonomy places the organism in Eukaryota, Metazoa, Arthropoda, Insecta, Lepidoptera, Noctuidae. The record is from RefSeq and is a predicted model, not a curated record. Gene Ontology annotation, cellular component: membrane. Gene Ontology annotation, molecular function: extracellular ligand-gated monoatomic ion channel activity; GABA-A receptor activity.
UAAUUAGGAGGUGAGUACGCGUCGCAUCGGCUGCGGCGGCGCGACGGUCGAUAGCUGGAGCGACAGGCGGUGCCGGCCCGGGUCACGCCUGCUGCGAUCGAUACCGGCGCGGCGGCGGGAGCAUUCGAGCACUACGCUGCCACCGGACACGACAGCAGCCAGUCCGCCUCGCGACACCGGCGACGAGCGGCGAGCGAGCGAGCGCGGCCGCACAUACACGCGCUAGCUCCCAUGCGACUCUCGCACGCGUCAUGAGCGGCGCCCGCCCCCGCUCCGCGCCGCUCCUGCUGGCGCUCGCGGCCGCCUUCCUACCGCAAGCCAACCAUGUCGCGGGCGCCGGUGGGGGAGGGAUGUUCGGUGAUGUCAAUAUAUCAGCUAUUUUGGAUUCAUUUAGUAUAAGUUACGACAAAAGAGUAAGACCAAAUUAUGGAGGACCACCCGUGGAAGUGGGGGUUACCAUGUACGUGCUCUCCAUCAGCUCUCUGUCUGAAGUGAAAAUGGAUUUCACAUUGGAUUUUUACUUCAGACAAUUUUGGACCGACCCCCGAUUAGCUUACAAAAAAAGAACUGGAGUUGAGACAUUAUCUGUGGGUUCGGAGUUCAUAAAGAAUAUAUGGGUGCCAGACACGUUUUUUGUAAACGAAAAGCAAUCUUAUUUCCAUAUAGCAACAACAAGCAACGAAUUCAUACGUAUUCAUUAUUCUGGCUCUAUCACUAGGAGUAUCAGAUUGACGAUUACAGCUUCGUGCCCUAUGAACCUGCAAUACUUCCCAAUGGAUCGCCAGUUGUGUCACAUUGAGAUAGAAAGUUUCGGCUACACCAUGCGGGACAUCAGAUACAAAUGGAACGAGGGGCCCAACUCUGUGGGUGUUUCCAGCGAGGUGUCGCUGCCGCAGUUCAAGGUGCUGGGCCAUCGCCAACGAGCUAUGGAGAUCUCCCUUACUACAGGAAAUUACUCAAGAUUGGCAUGUGAAAUUCAAUUUGUCCGAUCAAUGGGAUAUUACCUGAUUCAAAUUUAUAUUCCGUCUGGUUUGAUUGUCAUCAUAUCAUGGGUAUCAUUUUGGUUGAACCGGAAUGCCACACCGGCUCGAGUGGCUCUAGGCGUUACCACUGUGUUGACGAUGACAACGCUCAUGUCGUCAACGAAUGCGGCUUUACCUAAGAUAUCGUACGUCAAGUCUAUCGACGUAUAUUUGGGAACCUGUUUCGUGAUGGUCUUCGCUAGCUUGCUAGAAUAUGCUACUGUUGGAUAUAUGGCCAAAAGAAUACAGAUGAGAAAACAAAGAUUUGUAGCUAUUCAAAAAAUCGCCUCUGAAAAGAAAAUCCCAGUUGAUUGUCCCCCUGUCGGUGACCCACACACACUGUCUAAAAUGGGAACUCUUAGCAGGUGCCCACCUGGAAGACCAUCGGAGGUGCGAUUUAAAGUACAUGACCCCAAAGCUCAUUCCAAAGGCGGCACUCUAGAGAAUACCAUCAACGGUGGCCGCAGUGGAGCAGAAGAAGAAAACCCAGGACCUCCUCCGCAUAUCUUACAUCCUGGCAAGGACAUAAGCAAAUUGCUCGGCAUGACUCCUUCGGACAUCGACAAGUACUCUCGCAUAGUAUUCCCCGUCUGCUUCGUAUGUUUUAACCUCAUGUACUGGAUCAUAUACCUUCACGUAUCCGACGUCGUGGCUGACGAUCUGGUUCUACUGGAAGAAGAUAAAUAGAGGGCGCUGUGUACAUAAUCCACUUAUUUUCUCACAUUGCAGUAUUGAAUAAUAAUUUGAAACAGUUUAUUAAAUACUCAUAUUAUUCCCCUCUUUAGUAAAGGAAGAACAUAAUUGUAUUUAGAUUUUCAAUGUACACGAAACUAUCUCGUCGUUUUUCGAAAUUGAUUUGUAGAUAAUCUAUACUUAAUGUACUAAAUGUAACGUGAUAAAUGUUGUAUAUACGUAAGACUCGGAAAUAUGAAUUACGAACGAUUUAGUAUAAGAUCUACAUGUUUUUCUUGGAGUCUAAGGUAGAAUCCAAACGACUGAAGUUUUGUGUCAUUUAGAUGUCACGUGUAACGACGUGAUCUACUCUUGGGUUGAUAAAUGGAUUCCAGGUUUAGAAAGUAGGCUUUACUGCUUUACUUAAUGUCGGGCUGUAGGCUAAAUUUUAAUUUAAUUAUUUCGUAUUUGUAAAUAUUAGGCUCGUUUACUGCACGUAGUUAGUUAUAAAUGUAUGUGCAGCUUAUGAGAUUGAGUAAAAUAUGAAUUUAUGGUUUUCAUAUAAGUGAAUAAAUGGACUAGUAUGUUAUCCUUCAUAUAGGCACAGAUGUGUUCCUAAAUUUGGCAAGUGGGGAAUAGUAUUUUUCUUCUACCGAAUUUCAGUAAGGUUUCAAAUUAUUAUUAUUAUUAAGUGGUAAAAUGAGUGGAAUUACGAUAAAUCCGUAGUAAUACGAAUCUGAUGCUCAAAUUUCUCAGCUUGAAUUAUUUAAUUAGUUUUAGUAAACUUUUGUAAUUAUAACAUAAACUUAGUGAUUCGUUUAUUCUUUGCUGAUAUCGUUGUGAUAAUAUCAUUAGGAAUUUUAUUUUUUAAUUGUAGUUGCAGACCAUUCCAAUGUCCUAAACUAUUUUUGUUUGGAACCGUAGUUUUAUUUUGUAACUUGUAAAUUAUUAAUGAAUGUUUUGAGCAAGUGAUUUUGCUUCACAUCAUUGAAUGCGUGUUGAGUUUUGAUAUUAAUAUAAUUUAAUAUUGUUUACUAUAUUAUCUCUGAUCGAUAAGUCAUGAAAUAAAUAAGUCAGAAAUCAGCAGCAUUCAGAACAUUUAGAACAUAUCCCUACGCUAAUCGGAGCAGGUAAAUAUUAGCAAGUUAUCAUAAAUCUGUUUUUAUUUCUAUCAUUAUAUCGGAGCAGAUCAGUUCCAUUAGAGGCAUGCAGUCGCCAGAUAUUAAUCUAAUCUAAAUCCAGCAUGUAUGUUCCCACUCUUGUCAUAUUGUACCUUUGCAAUACAUCGACUUUGUCAAAUAAGGCUUCUGGUUUAUUAUUUCAUGUUUUUUGGACUUCGCAAACAAGUUAUAUAGAAGUGUACAAACGCCAAUCAUGCGAUUGAUGCAUUUUCAGGGAAAAUAAAUAUUUUCUGCCUUCAUACCGCUAAUGUUAGAAUGGCCGGCAGCACACAUAGUUACGCAUCCGUGACACUGCUAGACUAUGGACCUCUAUUUAAUAAGAGGGGAUUGUAAUAAUCUUCAAGCAUGGUAGGCGCGUUGGAGAUUGCAGUUUGAUAGGUUCAGGUUUACCAAAGGGCGCUGCUGGCCCCGUCAAAUAUGUAGUACCUUAUUCGGCUCUUACGACAACAACGGGAAGUUCAGCGAUAGUGACUAAUGUUUUCUAUCCGACCGUCACCUCACGACACAGCCAGUUCAUAAACUAUGUAAAAUACCUACACACACCUACAUUUUUGUAAUUUCAUGUUUGAAAACGGUUACUUCGUCACACUAUUAUCCACUUAUUAAUAUUGUUUAUUGAAGAUUAUUAAUUAAAGUGAUGUAUUUGCUAAGUAUUUAUUUUUGGAACGUUAAAUUAAAAAAAAAAUGUUUGAUUUAGAAUUGCAUAGGCAACGGAAUCUAAACCGGAAUGAUCAAUUUGAAUAUUUCAAUUACCUAAAAUCAACUACUCAGGAUAUUGCAUAGAAAUUCUUGUGCGUAGUAUUUUGAGGGACACAUUAACCAUUCAAUCUAUAAAACAUAUUCAUCAAACAGCGAUUUUUUGCUGGAAUAUCAUUCAAGGAACAUUCCUGCAUUAGUUGACUUACACAUUAUAGAGCCCAUUCAUUUGAUUCUGAUUAAUUAUCAUUAGUACUAAUGAUUUGUAUUUCAUCGUAAACAGUAUGUAAUAGAUAAGUAAAUACAUAGUUUAGUCUUCUAUUUAAAUAGUUUUACCUCUGAGAAUAUUUGCUAUUUCUUAACUAGCCGCACAAUAGUCCAUGCAAUGCUUUCCUAAAUUAGUUCAGUUUAGAUGAAUUAGCUUUUUUUGCUCGCUAGUACUCUACUAAAGCAGUAGUUGAAGCAUAAUUGAGCAUUAGAAACGCGUUGUCAAUAUGGGAAUCAUAUUCGUGGCCUGCACUGCUACAGUGACUGGCGUCGGAUAUCCGUUCCUAUCUUCACAACGUUUGGUGACUGUCCUACCCUCGAAUAUCUGACAAGCAGGGCUCCUGUCUUCAGCUACGACUCGCAAUGGAUUUGUUGUGCGCAACACGUUUGAGGUUUGAGUUCUUGACAUACACAUACACCAUAAAUGAUACGUUUAACGUAAAGACUCAAAUGAAUCAACAUAUAGGAAUUCAUUCAAGCAUUCGAACAUUUGUAGAAAUAAUAGCAAAUGUAAUCGAGUAGAAAAUCGAGAACCUACUGUGUAAUUGUUUAGUCAUAGAAUAAAACCCAGAGGAUGUACUGCUGAAUUAUUUUCUCAAGAUAUUUGUUUUAUUAAGGGUACAAACGCCGUAUUGUACUCAUAGCUUCAGCAGUCCACCUUUAAUGUUAACUAAUUGCAUUUUGUUCAUAGAGAAUAAUAACUAUUUGCAUAAACUGCACGGGGUACAGUGCGGUUAAUACUAGAACACGAUAUCCGCUAGAUACAAUUUUUACAUUACUUUGAGUUUCGUUUAGUGCUACUUACUAUAUAUUUGUUAGCGUUCUAAAGAUGUAAAUUAGAAAAAAAUGAAGUCAUUAUAAUAUAGCUAUUGAAUGUAAUCAAAUAAAGGCUUCUUUAAUAAUAAUUUAAUACCUUCUAUACAUUUUCAUUGCCAAGUACACGUAGAUUAUGUAUGUUUGAUUAAUCUUUCAGGUAAAAGUGUAGACAAUGCAUUUUCAAUCCAGAUUAUAGCCAUAAAUUACGUAGACUAAACAUUUGGAAUGAACCUGGUUUUAGACAAAGACGCAGUUUAAAAACAAGUUCAUUUUGUAUACUCCCAAAUUUUAGGCGAAACGUAGACUCUGUUUUUGGAUAACCCAGAUUUGGGCUUAAAAAGUAAUACCUUUUAGAUAUAUUUUAGCUCGUAAUGUAAAUAAAACUUAUUGACACUUUCGUAUAAUAAAUAGCACUCAAAUAUAAGGCACCGUGUAAUCUGUGUAUUCACAAUUUUAUUUUAUUGCAUUUAUAUUACGACUACGAAAGUCUGUUGUAUUACAUAAUAGAAUAUAAUUAUAUAAUAAGGUAGCACGCUGGUAGAGGAAAAUAUUGAAAGUAGGGUCUACUAUGUGACGUCGGCCACGUCUCUCCGAAACGAAAUUCUAAAAUAUUUGUCUAGUGACUAGUAAAUAAGUUCAAGACAUUAUAGGUCUAAGAAAAUGUAUCUUAGUUGAUCUAAAUAUAAUAUUAUAAUUAAGUAGUUCCGCACUUUCUUAAGUAAGUCACCUUUAAUACAAAUUACUAGCUGUGACCACAUUUUGCUUCAAGUUGAUUAAAUCAAAUCCAUGAUUAUUGCUAAGCAAUUUUUUUCCACAAAAGGUUAAAAAGUAAUUUAUUUGUUGAAGAGUUACACUAAGAAUACAUAGUAGCAGAUGCCAAAUGUAUCAAUACUAAUACAUCCUGCAUUAUGCAAAAUUUAUCAUACAUUGUCUGAUAUAUCAGAUGAUGACUAGUAUAAAUUGGCCUGACCUCGAGUCAAGGUUCCGGUAAAGCAAAAACUCAAUUCCUGAAGCCAACUGCUUCUAAAGAAUAAAUACGCCCAAUAUUUUUUAUAGAAUACGUAUUAAAAAAAUAAUUAAGGUAACACUGUUCUCCUAGGAAGUUCUAAAAACUUUCAAUCAAUAUUACUAAACUAUCCUACGUGACAAUUUAUACUAGUCUUUCUCUAUCUAUCACUAUGUACGACUUCAAUUCGUUUCUUUGUUUUUCGACAACAUGGCUUUCAAUUUUCCUUUUUAUUUACUGUACUACUAAAGAUGAAAAGACUUUAACCACUGUCCUGUAUUUCAACUUCUAAACUCUGUAUUUCCCUUUAGGAUAUCGAUACUUCAAUAUAUUAAAUGAGCACGUUUGUUUCCAUAUACAAUAAAUUUUAACGUAGUUGAACAAUACACAAAAUGAACACCCCUAAAACUGACAUUACAUGUUUGUAUUUUCGUAUUCAAAUUAUACAUUGAACUCUAGUAAAAGUAAAGCUUAAUGUUAUUAGGAAUGGAUUUUGGAUAUAUUUUGAAUCGUGUAGGUUAGUUUACGUGGAACUUAAAUAAUGUUAACGUCUCCGGGGAAAUUAACUUAAAAUCGAAUGCACAAAUAUCAGUGAAAGUCUUUUUGUCUGUAGAUUUUAUUUUGAGAGUAUAUACCGUUGAGAAUUUAUAGAAAUAGUUACAUAUAUUGCAGAUAUAUAAGAUAAAGCACCAAGAAUGCCUACAAAGCUGUUAUUCCCGUACUGGGCACAUAAUGUUGUAAUAAGAUUACUAUUAUGUCACGACUAGUAUCAGUGGAUACUGAAUCAAAAUGACUAUAUUAUGUAUUAUAACUUAUAAGUAUUUUAUUUUUUGUUAGAUAUUUGAUUUUUUGGUACAUUUUAAGAGGUACAUUUCAGUUUAUUUGUGUUUUCCACGAGUUAAUUAUACGUUAUUUACAACGUUUACGAAAUUAAUAAAUAAACUUACUCACAUACAAAAAAGUAAUAGGAAAAUUCAUUUAGAACUUUUAUAUUUUUAUUGUUUAUCUAUCAAUUUAUGUAGGGUUAUACCUCUAGAAUCAUUCAGUACUUUGGAUAUAUUCAGGAAUUCAAUGGAAAGCUAAAUCUGCCACUUAAUUGAAACUUCGGUCAUUCUGCCUAUGUCUUGCACUAAAAUAUUUUUUGUAACCUACUUUCUAUAACAUACAUAUAACUACUUUGAUUACCGUCAGCAAGUGGUCACACAAUUUUAUAAAUAAAAAAUAUAUUUUUGAAACAGUUUUCUUUACAUUGCAGUUUUAUAAAAUAUGUUGUUUUUAAAAAUAAAUCACCAUUUUCUGUUAUGUACGACAUAGAUAUAGACAUAAUAUACAUUUUGUAUAUCGUAUUCAAUAAGGUAAUUCUAAACAUUAACAUUGUAUGCAAUAUUAGUGCAUCUACAUAAUUAUGAAUAGUGUGAAAGUACCGUAACAAUGUACAUGAAAUAGAUUUUCUGAAGAAACGCUAGAUAAACUUUGAAUGUUGUUACAGAAUUGAAUGAUAAAUAAUAUUGAACGCACGUGUCUUAGAUAUUAUAGAGUUUUAUAAAUAGAUAUACAAUAGUUAUAAUAUAUGAUAAAUAACAGCAAGCCACGAAUGGAGCGAAUAGAUUAUCUCUUUUGAAAACUAUUUAUACAUCAUUAUACAUCACUGGAUAUAAAUAUUUGUAUGACUGCUCUAUUUCUUAAAAAUAUCUAUUAUUGAAUAAAGUCAAGUUUAAAAAAAUGACUAAUAUCUGCUUCGGCAGUCAAAAUGGCACCAUCACGGAAUAGAUGCACGAAUAAAAUAAACUCGAUAUGAAAAAAUAGAUAAUUUAUUUACAAUAUUCGUUAGAGUAUUUUAUAAUCACGUUAUUUAUAUAAAUUCAUGAGUACCUACUAUGUUUUUUUUCUAUAGGACUAAUUUAUUUGUUUACAUUAUUAUUUAUAAACGAAGGUUUAAUUCUACACUUACCAGUGAUAUAGUUUGUACUGUCCCCAACAGCAUAACUGAUUAAAAGAUGGCAAAAGAAGACUUAACGUCUAUUGUAUAUCUUGUUAUUUCUUUUCCAAUAGAUGUUUGCGUCCCAUUCGUUUCUAUAUUGGUACUAAAGUCCUGAUUAUAUGUUAACUUGUUAAUUUUUUCAUUCUUAUUUAUUAAGGAACCGUUUAUGCCAUAACACUUGGGGACUCAACAAGACACAGAUAAUAAUUAUUUGAUAUACAACACGUUAUUCCACGAUUCUUCGUUUAUCGUAAUUAAAACAAAUCUAGUAACCAUACUCCUAUUUAUAAAUAAUUUUAAUUUUUAAAAAGCCAUCAAAAUAUAUUACGGUGAAGCUUUAUAAACAAAGUCAAGAAUUAAUGUGACAUUCUUGUUUCAUUUAACUAUUUAAAAUAAAUGUACCUACACAUUUUCUGCAAGCACAUUUAUAUGUAACUGUGUCUUGUUAACUUACAAAUAAUGAACACUGCUAAUAUAUUAUGCUCACUCUUCGUCAUCCUUCCUACCGUAUUCAAUUACCUAACCGUCAAAUAUUUAGAAUUAUAUAAUUAGCGUUUAUUCAAUAAAAGGAUAAACCUUUUUUAGGUAUAGUAGAAUUUUUUGUCACAUUUCCUUA